This is a messenger RNA of Frankliniella occidentalis (western flower thrips), 2057 nucleotides long. RefSeq names its product ran-binding protein 3 (gene RanBP3). The transcript is spliced from 13 exons. Lineage: Eukaryota; Metazoa; Arthropoda; Insecta; Thysanoptera; Thripidae. Gene Ontology annotation, biological process: protein export from nucleus. The record is from RefSeq and is a predicted model, not a curated record. Gene Ontology annotation, cellular component: cytoplasm; nuclear pore. Bases 124 to 1647 code for a protein of 507 amino acids. Gene Ontology annotation, molecular function: GTPase activator activity.
GUGACAUUUUCCCACGGUAUGAGAAAAUUAAGUGGUCGGUGUCGGUGGUCGACAACUUUGGCUUGGGAGUCCACUAUAUGACAAACUCUCCAUAACAGUAGCGUCAAAAGCACGGUUAGCAUCAUGGCGGACAAGCCGAAUGAUUCAACAAAAGAGGAGUCAUCUCCAGUUCCUGCCAUAAAGUUGGACCUUUUACCAGAGGCAAAGUUGUCAGAUGUACCAGAGCCUGUAGUUGAGAAAGAUAAUAGUGAGAAUAGUAGCUUUAAUAACAGGCUAAAGUAUAAACCAGGUGUAUUUGGAUCUGCAGGGUCUUCAAAUUUUAGAUCAUUUUCUUCUUUUGAACCAUCAAAAAUGAGUAAUGAAAAGCCAUCCACGUCUAUGGGGCCCCUUAGAGCCUCAUACCUCCGUCCUCCACAACUUGCAAGCCCAGACAAAUUUGGAUCCACACCAGCACUGGGCGAGAAUGCAACAAAAUAUUCAUUUGCCCUGAAACCAGCUCGUUUAAGCAAUCCAUUUGCUAAAGGUGAAACAGAAGAAAUGAGAGAUGAUACAGCAGAAACACAAGCCACAGAAGAAAAGACUUCUGCCCCUGGUGUUCAAGUUGCUCAACCUCCUGCAUCACUACCUAAGUUUGUUCCUUUGGGAACACCUCUGCCACCUUCACAGUCCAGAGGGAACCCAACAGCAUCUCCUGCAGUUCCAUCUACCUCUGCUGCCAGUGGAUUUGUGUUUGGACAAAAUUUGCAUGAAAAAGUUUCAGAUGCUGCUUCAACAGAAACAGUUACCGAGAAGAGUGAAAUUCCAGAUGCGGUGAAUAAUGGUGCCUCAAGUUCCAGUACAACAGUUGGAAGUAACGGCACUUCUGAGAACCUGUUCACAUCUGUUUUGAAAAGAGAACAGGUUGAAAAAAGCAAUGAUAGUGGAGGGGAAAGUGGUGGCGAUCGGCCCAACAAAUCGCUCAGUGAAGCUGCUAAGGAGUACGAAGAAUCAAGAGCUGUCAAACGAAAAUACGAAGAGGUGGCUGUUGUAACUGGGGAAGAAGAUGAGCUGAAUAUCUUGCAGAUCAAUUGUAAGUUGUUUGCUUUUGAUAAAGUAAAGUCUUCUUGGGCUGAACGUGGUCGAGGAAACCUACGUUUGAAUGACAAGGAGUCGGGAUCUGGGCAGAAGCAGUCAAGAAUUAUCAUGCGUACUGCAGGAAGUUUUCGAGUAAUUCUGAACACCAAGUUGUGGCCUGGGAUGGUGGUUGAAAAAGUCAGCAGUAAAAGUGUUCGUCUCACUGCAAUGGAUGCUAUUAGUGGGGAAAUUCUUGUUUUCCUCGUCAUGGCUAGUCCUAAGGAUGCAGAUUUCCUUUUCAAUUACCUGGACUCAAGAGUUACUUCACUUAAGGCUACAUGCGCUGAAACCGCUUCAAGCUAUCCAGAUGCAUCCAGAAAGAAUAAUCUUAGUAGUAAUGCUGCUGAAACACAAGACAGUGUUGACAAAUCAGUGAAGAAGAGAGCAUUUGAUACAUCAGGGGAAGAAAAUGAAAACAAUCAUGUUUCCAAAACCGAAAGCACAGACUCUCAAGAUACAGGAGGAAGUGAUGAUUCUGCGUUAGGAAAGAUUUCUGGCAAUGAUGACGUUUCUAAUUCAACUGCGUUGUCAUGAACAUUUUUUUUUACUGACAUUUUUCUGUGGCUCAUGGUAAUUUUAUUUACCAUUGUUACUUUAACAUCUGGUAAUAUUUAGACUCCAUUGUAACCACCAUCACAUUCUAUUAUUUUUUUUUCUUAGAUAGAGCUUUGUAAUUCCUAAUUUUUCACUUGCUCAGAAAACUUGUCUACGACAAAGAUAUUUUGUAUGUCUGCUGAGUGUGAUGUAGGAGCAAGCGCUGUAAUAGAUUUGAAAGUCAUCUUGUUCCUCUGAACGUUGUUCACGGAACUAUUUUCAGUGUCCUAGAGUUCAGAUUCAUGUUAUUAGCACCUCAUCAAUUUUUUUUUUUACACAACCUUGAAAAAUUGUCUUCCAUCAGAUGUUUCCUUUUAAACAAUAAAGACUUUUGAAGAGCUUGUACAAUA